Messenger RNA from Brassica napus (rape), 1232 nucleotides. RefSeq names its product multiple organellar RNA editing factor 8, chloroplastic/mitochondrial. NCBI's taxonomy places the organism in Eukaryota, Viridiplantae, Streptophyta, Magnoliopsida, Brassicales, Brassicaceae. The record is from RefSeq and is a predicted model, not a curated record. The coding region runs from base 26 to 1027 and encodes 333 amino acids. Gene Ontology annotation, biological process: mitochondrial mRNA modification; cytidine to uridine editing. Gene Ontology annotation, cellular component: mitochondrion. The transcript has 4 exons.
UCUCUACGGUUUGUAGCUUCCUUCCAUGGCGACGCGUUCCAUUUCUCGCUCCAUUCCCAGGCUCUUGACUCGAUCCUUCGCUUCAUCCGCUCCCCUCUCCAAAACCCCGGCGGCUCCGUCUCUCCUCAGCAGUUCCCGCCCCCUCGCCGCCGCCGCCUUGUCCUCCGUUCUCCGCGGUGGAUUUGUUUCCGUGAAAGGUCUUUCGUCGCAGGCGACGGCGUCUUCUCUGAAAGAUCCGAGUCCCAACUGGUCGAACAGGCCGCCGAAAGAGACGAUCUUGCUCGAUGGGUGCGAUUUCGAGCAUUGGCUUGUGGUUGUGGAUCCGCCUCAGGGUGAUCUUACGAGAGACGAGAUCAUUGAUGGGUAUAUCAAAACCCUAGCUCAGAUCGUUGGCGGUGAAGAAGAAGCGAGGAUGAAGAUCUACUCUGUUUCGCAUCGUUGUUACUUUGCUUUCGGUGCACUCGUGUCUGAAGAUCUUUCUCACAAGCUCAAAGAGUUGCCAAAUGUGCGUUGGGUUCUUCCUGAUUCUUACCUUGAUGUGAGGAACAAAGACUAUGGAGGGGAGCCUUUCAUUGAUGGGAGAGCAGUCCCUUAUGAUUAUAAGUACCACGAGGAAUGGAUAAGGAACAACGCUAGAGCUAAUGACAAAAACAAGCGCAAUGACCACCGUCCAAGAAACUUUAAUAAAAGGAGAGACAACAUGUCAGGAGGCUCUCCUCCCAUGGGAGGCCCUCCUCCACCUCAGAACUAUGGGGCACCCCCACCACCACCUAACAACAUGGGAGGACAAAGGCCUCCACCGAACUUUGGAGGUGCACCACCGCAGAACUACAUGGGAGGACAGAGGCCACCACCAAACUAUGGAGGAGCACCACUGCAGAACAACAUGGGAGGAGGAGGUCCACCACCAAAUGCAGGAUGGUCAGGUAACAACUACCAGCAGCAGAGUGGUGGAAUGCAGCAGCCACAGUACCAGAACAACUAUCCACCUAACCGGGAUGGCAGCGGGAACCCGUACCAGGGUUAGAAUAGUUGAACCAGUUGUGGGUUUUCUUUUAUUCAUGCAUUCUGGACGAUGUAUAGGUUAGUCUAAGGAAGGUAGGGAGACUUAAAAACUCCUUUUGUUUUCAGUGUUUAUCAGCCAGGUACCGUGUGAGAGAAUAACCUUGAAUAACUGUGUCAUGGUUCUGGCGUUUUUUUAGUUUAUAUCCUAAAUCCCAUCUUAAGAGUUC